AACGAGUAAGUGUUUUUUUCAGCUUUAGGGUUAAGAGGACCGUUGGAAGUUAUCGUUUAUGAUCCGUGACGAUAAAUGUUGAAUUUAUCGGAUUAAUUUUUAACAGAGAUGAGUUCAAAAGUGCAGUAUAAAAGUGGGGACCUGGUCUUUGCCAAAGUGCGAGGAUAUCCACCUUGGCCUGCAAGGAUUGAAGAGGCUCCUCCUCCUGGCAAAAAAGUACCUAGAAAUAAAUACCCAAUUUUAUUCUUUGGCACUUAUGAAACAGCUGUUCUAGGAUCAAAAGAUCUUUUUCCAUAUGAUAAAUACAAACAAAAGUAUGGGAAACCUCAUAAGAGGAAACAUUUUAACACAGGAUUGUGGGAAAUAGAAAAUAAUCCGACAGCAUUACCACCUAGUCAUAUAAUGACAGAAACUGAAAAUAAUGAAGAGAAAGAAGAAGUAGAAGUCGAAGAAGAAGCAGCAGAGGAAGAGGAGGAGGAGGAAGAUGCUGCUAAUAGUGAUGAUGAUGCAAAACUUGUAAUUGAUGAACAUCCUGCAAAAGACAAUAAAGGAGAAAGUCAGCAGAAACGAAAGUCUGAACAUAAAGAACACAAGAAAUCAAAGAAGUCAAGAAAGGAAAAGGAUGAGGAAGAGAAGAAAGAGGAGGAGGAGGAGGAGGAAGCAAAUUCUAAAGUUACUGAGGAAACACAACCAAAUAAGGUUAAGCAUAAGGAUAAGAAAAAAUCAAAAUCAGAUAAGGAAAAGAGUAAGAAGAAAGAUAAAGAUAAGGACAAAGACAAAGAUAAAGGAGAGCCAGAACAAAGUCGAAGUGGGCGAGUAAUAAAAAGGAAAAAAUUUAGUUCUGAGAGUGAUCCAGAAGGGCAUUUAGACAAUGUGGAAAUAAAACAGCUUUCUGUGAAUGUUGGUGUACCUGUUGAUGUGUCAAAGGGUCACAAAAAAAAAGAAGAAAAGAAAAGGAAAGAAGAAGCAAAAUCUAAAACAAAAAAGGAAGGCAAAGAAGGAAAAAGUCAAAGUGAUAGUGGAAGAGCACCAACGUGAAUAUAUAAUACAACCAGGUACAAUUAUUUCAUCAUAACUCUGAUCAUACCAAUAUAUCUUAUUUCUUGUUGUAACAUCAUCAUGUACAUUAUUAAAAUGUUUAAUGUCAGUUGUUAUAGAUGAAACAUUGGAAGUGAUUGUUUGCAUCAAUUUAGAAAUACCGUAAAUACAAAUGAAAAAUUUAAUUGUUCAUAUGGUUAUCAUUCACACUUGUAAAUCAUUAAUUGUAAUACAUCUCAUUCAUAACUGUUUUCUAUACUUCCUGGCUGUGUUUAGACAUUGAUUUCAUUAUACAAAUUAGAUAUGGGGUGGUUUUGCACAAGCUGUUAGGUCACAUUAUUAAUAAAUGUUAUUAUUACACCUAUUUUAUCAAAAAUAAUAUAUGACAUAUAUUUGAAUAUUUGUUUUCAUCAGUUUGCAAUUUAAGAAUUUUUAUUUUGUUUUGCAAUUUUUGUUGAUUGUCAGUGUUUUUAAUUUGUUGCUGUAACUGUUAAUGUUUAUAGGACAUGAAAAUGUGCUGUUUAACAGUAUAUUGCUUCAAAUACAGCAGGCAAUAUUUAUCUGGCCUGGCAACUUGUGCCUUAAAUGUCCAUAAGUGUCUUAUGUUUGUGUAGAGUGAAACAGUGAGUAUUGUCAAUGCUAACAAAGCUUUUAUUCUGUAUUCAGUCUCAAAUAAAUAAA
Messenger RNA from Centruroides sculpturatus (bark scorpion), 1719 nucleotides. Its product is annotated as hepatoma-derived growth factor-related protein 3-like. Gene Ontology annotation, cellular component: nucleus. The transcript is spliced from 7 exons. Gene Ontology annotation, biological process: regulation of transcription by RNA polymerase II. The record is from RefSeq and is a predicted model, not a curated record. Gene Ontology annotation, molecular function: transcription coregulator activity; double-stranded DNA binding. Lineage: Eukaryota; Metazoa; Arthropoda; Arachnida; Scorpiones; Buthidae. Bases 109 to 1038 code for a protein of 309 amino acids.